This is a messenger RNA of Prosopis cineraria, 1932 nucleotides long. RefSeq names its product LEAF RUST 10 DISEASE-RESISTANCE LOCUS RECEPTOR-LIKE PROTEIN KINASE-like 1.1. The transcript has 3 exons. The coding region runs from base 1 to 1932 and encodes 643 amino acids. The record is from RefSeq and is a predicted model, not a curated record. Gene Ontology annotation, biological process: protein phosphorylation. NCBI's taxonomy places the organism in Eukaryota, Viridiplantae, Streptophyta, Magnoliopsida, Fabales, Fabaceae. Gene Ontology annotation, molecular function: protein kinase activity; ATP binding.
AUGGCUUCACUUUGUGUGUUCUAUUUCCUCGUGUUUUUUCACUUUGUAUCUCUUCUCUCAGUUGGGCAUGAAAAUGAGAACUGUGAUGAGUGUCCUAAGUCGUUUAAGUGUGGACAACUUGGGAACAUGUCCUUCCCUUUCACCAAGCCAGAACUGCAAGGUAGUGGCCUAAUCUCCAUUCAUGGUUGUGAUGAUCCAUCUUCAAAUACAUCAAUUGAUCUGGAGAAAAAUGGAAGAUAUAUCUGGCUUAAACAGGUCCUUCAGCAGCAUAAUCAUUACAACAUCACACUUUGUGAUGAAGAUCUGCACAAGCGUUUGAGAUCUAGAAAUUGUGAAGCCUUCAACAGAAAUAAGAUUCCUCCUCCAAGCUUUCAAAAUGAUCCUUUGGCUUCUUUUCACAUCAUUCCAAAUAAAGCAACCUCAUCCGAAUGCAAAAACGACCCUCCUAACAGAUUUCUUGAUGGUCUAGUCAAUCCUAUUGUCUGUGGUGACUAUACUAUCUAUUGUAAGGACACACACGGGUCAUCUCCUACUCCUGAGCAGACACAAAACCCUUCCCCACCAUGCUCGAUUCUUCAACCUCCUUGUGAAAACCUGCCACAUCCCAAAAAUUCUUCAUCAUUAUUUUGUGGUGAAAUAGUUAUCGAUGUGCAUUUAUCUGAUGAUUGUGACAAGUGUUAUUGUUACAAAGGUUUAUUUAUUUUAAUCAUAAUUUGGCAUCUAUGUAAGCAACAUUACAAACACAAAUGUGCAUCAUCAAAUGUCCAAUUGCAAUCAGCAAAUAAUAACGCAAUUGCUUGUAACUCUCAUACUGAUCUGGAGAGUGGUAGGGCUUAUAACUAUGGGAUAUCCCUCUUCUCUUAUGAGGAGCUUGAAAAGGCAACAAAUAAUUUUGAUCGUUCAAGAGAACUUGGAAAUGGAGGCUUUGGCACUGUUUACUAUGGAAAGCUCCAAGAUGGUCGAGAAGUUGCAGUCAAACGUCUAUACGACCAUAACUAUAAACGAAAAGAACAGUUUAUGAAUGAAGUCAAUAUCCUCACUCGCUUGCGCCAUCCAAAUCUUGUGUCACUCUAUGGCUACACUUCCCGUCGCUGUCGUGAACUUCUCCUCGUGUAUGAGUGCAUUCCAAAUGGCACCCUUUCGUGUCACCUUCACGGCGACCUAGCCAAUCAUGAUUUACUACCAUGGCCUAUAAGAAUCAGAAUAGCCAUUGAAACUGCAAGUGCAUUGGCUUAUCUUCAUGCUUCUGACACCAUUCACCGAGAUGUCAAGACCAAUAACAUCCUGCUAGAGAAUAAUUUUAGUGUCAAAGUUGUAGAUUUUGGGCUUUCAAGAUUGUUUCCUGAUGAUGUCACCCAUGUUUCCACAGCUCCACAAGGGACCCCUGGUUAUGUUGACCCAGACUAUUAUUUAUGCUACCAGCUUACAAGCAAAAGUGAUGUGUACAGUUUUGGAGUUGUGCUUAUUGAGCUAAUAUCAUCAUUGCCAGCAAUCGAUAUGAACAGGUCUAGAGAUGAGAUUAAUCUAGCAAAUCUAGCUAUAAAUAAGAUUCAGAAAAGUGCAUUUGGGGAGCUAGUAGAUCCUUCUCUUGGUUUUGAGUCAAAUAAUGAGGUGAGGAGGAUGAUAGUUUCAGUGGCAGAGUUGGCUUUUCAAUGUCUACAAAAGGAAAGGGAUUUGAGACCUUCCAUGGAUGAGGUCUUGGAGAUUCUAAAGAGAAUUGAAAGUGGACAUGAGCAGCUUAAUCAUAUAGAAGAAGUGGAUAUUCAUGGGGUCAAUGGGAUUUCAUUUAGUGGUCCAAUACUUCCGCCAUCAUCUCCUUCACCAGAUUAUGAGGAAGCUAUACUGUUGAAAACUACAAAGUCACUACCUUCACCAAAAGUCAUCACUGAUAAAUGGCAUAGUGAGCCAACUACUUCUAAUGUCAGUGCUUAG